UUUCCCAAGGUCUACAACUAAGACAAAUUGACUUGAUGGAAGACUGUGUUGCCAAAACAUCAACAACAUUGUCCAGAAUGAAUAAACUGCUCAGAAAGGUUUGCAUCAAGGCAUUGAGGAAACUGAAAAGUAGAACAGGUCUAAGAGUUGGAGGGAAGUCAAGGGAGAAGUUUGUGGCCAUAGAUGAGUCUAAGUUUGCUCACAAGAGAAAGUUUAAUCGAGGCCGCUUUUGUACUACUUGGCAGAGAAGAAAAGGUUGGGUGUUUGGGAUGAUGGAGGUUAAAGGAGCUCGCCGCCUACCAUUGUUAAAGAUGGUAAAGGACCGUUCCAGGAACACGUUGAUGCCCAUUAUCACAAAGCACAUCAGAAGAGGGUCGACUGUUUAUAGUGACAAUUGGAGGGCAUAUCUGAAUGCACUACGACCACUAGGAUACAAACAUCUAACUGUAAAUCACAGCGAAAAUUUUGUUGAUCCCCAAACUGGCUGCCACACACAGCAUAUUGAACGGGCCUGGCUAGCCAUCAAGGCGCAGGUAUCAAGAUUCAGGGGUAACAAGACUACAAAAUUAUUAAGGGAACACCUGAAAUUCAUCCAGUGGCACUAUUGGCUGGCAAGAAGAAAUAGGAAAGGUGCCUUGGCACAGCUGAUCCAUGACAUUAGAAAUGCAUACAGGUUUAGAUUUAAUUAAAUGUGUAUUAUCCCAGAUUGAUUCUGGUGAUCAUUCAAUUAUCUGAUCAUGCUGUUACAUAGUUUUUAACACAGUGAAAAGUGUUUAAUAAUUAGUAUUCAAUUAAUGGUUCCUAUGAAGUUACCAUGUAACUACACCAGUGUUACACAGUCCCUAUGGUUUGAGCUUUACAUAUUAUUGGUCAAUAAAGUGUUACUUUAUAUUAAGUAAACAAUUUAGUGGUUUUACCAUGUAAUUAUUAUACACAGCUGUUUUCCAAAAGAUUACAUGGUAACACUUUAUUUUACGGUGUCUUAGUUACACAUGUUACAUGUAAUUAUUAUAGUAAUGACAGUUAAUUAUGUAUCAUUACAUGCAACUAAUCCUAAACCAAACCCUAAUCCUAACCCAACCCUAUAGUAAGUACAUGUUGUUCAUGAUUAUUACUUAGUACUUAAAUAUAUAAAUACAGUGUAACAGUGGUGCCGUUAAAUAAAGUGUAACCGAAAGGGGACAGUUCCUGAGGAGUUACUCUGUAAGUACACUGGUAUUACAGGGUUAUACAGAGGUUUAAGGUUUACAUAUUACCAAGUUAGUUGUGAGCGUUUUACACUUUAUAUUAAGUGGACAGUUCCUGAGGAGUUACUCUGUAAGUACACUGGUAUUACAGGGUUAUGCAGAGGUUUAUGGUUUACAUAUUACAUAGUUAGUUGUGAGCGUUUUACACUUUAUAUUAAGUGGACAGUUCCUGAAGAGUUACUCUGU
This is a messenger RNA of Misgurnus anguillicaudatus (oriental weatherfish), 1433 nucleotides long. RefSeq lists its product as uncharacterized. The record is from RefSeq and is a predicted model, not a curated record. Lineage: Eukaryota; Metazoa; Chordata; Actinopteri; Cypriniformes; Cobitidae.